This is a messenger RNA of Malus domestica (apple), 3231 nucleotides long. RefSeq lists its product as uncharacterized. NCBI's taxonomy places the organism in Eukaryota, Viridiplantae, Streptophyta, Magnoliopsida, Rosales, Rosaceae. Gene Ontology annotation, cellular component: plasma membrane; plasma membrane raft. The record is from RefSeq and is a predicted model, not a curated record. Gene Ontology annotation, biological process: protein localization to plasma membrane.
CUUCACUCAUACCAUAUCUCUUGCCAUUGCUUAAGUAAACAAGAACUAAAAUGUAUAGAGUUGCAAGCCCUUCAGAGUAUCUGGUGAUCACGGGGGUCGGAAUCGAUGACAUAAAGCUAGCAAAGAAGGCAUGGAUCCUCCCCGGCCAGUCCUUCAUAAUCUUCGACAUGUCCCCGGUUAACUAUACCUUCGAAGUCCAAGCCAUGAGCUCGGAAAAGCUUCCCUUCAUGCUCCCCGCCGUCUUCACCAUCGGCCCACGCAUUGACGACAUGGAAAGCCUCCACAAGUACGCCAAGCUCAUUUCUCGCCACGACAAGCUCUCCAGCCACGUCAAAGAGCUUGUGCAGGGAAUCAUAGAAGGCGAGACGCGUGUUCUCGCUGCCUCGAUGACCAUGGAGGAGGUGUUUAAGGGGACCAAAGAGUUUAAGCAAGAGGUGUUUGGGAAGGUUCAGUUGGAACUUAACCAGUUUGGGCUUUUGAUAUAUAAUGCAAAUGUCAAACAGUUGGUGGAUGUCCCAGGGCAUGAGUAUUUUAGUUACUUGGGGCAGAAGACACAGAUGGAGGCGGCGAAUCAAGCAAGGGUUGAUGUGGCGGAGGCAAAGAAGAAGGGGGAGAUAGGGUCGAAGCUGAGGGAGGGGGAGACGUUGCAGAACGCGGCUAAGAUUGACGCGGAGACUAAGAUAUAUGGGACGAAGAGAGAGGGGGAGGGGAGGAUGGCGGAGAUUAAGGUGAAGGCGGAGGUGAAGGUGUAUGAGAAUGUAAGGGAGGCUGAGGUGGCCGAGGCAAAUGCUGAGCUGGCGAAGAAGAAGGCCGGGUGGGCGAAAGAGGCGCAGGUGGCGGAGGUGGAGGCUGCAAAGGCAGUGGCAUUGAGGGAUGCGGAGUUGCAAACGGAGGUGGAGAGGAUGAAUGCCUUGACUAUGACGGAGAAGCUUAAAGCUGAGUUUUUGAGUAAGGCCAGCGUUGAGUAUGAAACGAAGGUACAAGAGGCGAAUUGGGAGUUAUACAACAAACAAAAAGCCUCAGAGGCAAUUCUUUACCAAAGGGAGAAGGAGGCAGAUGCCAAAAAGGCAUUGGCGGAGGCAGAAUUCUGUGCACGUCAACAAGCUGCCGAUGGAGAAUUUUAUGCCAAGAAAAAAGAGGCUGAGGGACUCAUGGCUCUUGGACAAACUCAAGGUGCAUAUCUACGCCACCUUUUGGAUGCAGUUGGAGGCAACUAUGCAGCCAUGAGAGACUUUAUGAUGAUCAAUAGUGGCAUGUUUCAAGAAAUUGCUAAGAUCAACGCCGAGGCCGUGCGCGGGCUUCAGCCGAAAAUCAGCAUUUGGACUAAUGGCGGGGGAGAGGGUGGUGAUGGUGGUGCAAAUGGGGCUAUGAAGGAAAUUUCCGGAGUUUACAAGAUGUUGCCACCGUUGUUCAAGACGGUUCAUGAACAAACCGGCAUGUCGCCUCCUGCUUGGAUGGGCACUUUGGACAAUUCUCAUCCUAAAGAACGUACGUGCGUAACCAUGUUGUGGUACAGAGUCGCGAACGCUUCAGAGUAUUUAGUGAUCACCGGAGUCGGAAUCGAUGACGUCAAGCUUGCAAAGAAGGCAUGGAUUAUGCCCGGCCAAUCCUGCAGCGUAUUCGACAUGUCCCCUGUCAACUACACCUUCGAAGUACAAGCCAUGAGCUCCGAAAAGCUCCCCUUCAUCCUCCCCGCCGUCUUCACUAUCGGUCCCCGCGUCGACGACGUGCCCAGCCUCCACAAGUACGCUAAGCUCCUCUGCCGCCACGAUCAGCUCUCCAGCCACGUCAAAGACCUCGUCCAGGGCAUCAUCGAGGGUGAGACCCGCGUUCUGGCCGCCUCGAUGACGAUGGAGGACGUGUUCAAGGGGACCAAAGAAUUUAAGAAAGAGGUGUUUGACAAGGUUCAGUUAGAAUUGAAUCAAUUCGGGCUUUUGAUUUACAAUGCAAAUGUCAAACAGUUGGUGGACGUCCGUGGGCAUGAGUAUUUUAGCUACUUGGGGCAGAAGAUACAGAUGGAGGCGGCGAAUAAGGCUAGGGUUGAUGUGGCGGAGGCGAAGAAGAAAGGCGAGAUAGGGUCAAAAGAGAGGGAGGGGUUGACGCUGCAGAACGCGGCCAAGAUUGAUGCAGAGACGAAGAUUUUUAGGACGCAGAGGGAGGGAGAGGGGAAAAUGGAGGAGAUUAAGACGAGGACGGAGGUGAAGGUGUUUGAGAAUAUUAGGGAGGCUGAGGUGGCGAAGGCCAAUGCCGAGCUGGCAAAGAAGAAGGCUGGGUGGGCAAAGGAGGCGCAUGUGGCGGAGGUGGAGGCUUCGAAAGCGGUGGCGUUGAGAGAGGCGGAGUUGCAAAAGGAGGUGGAGAGGAUGAAUGCCUUGACCAGGACGGAGAAGCUUAAGGCUGAGUUAUUGACUGAGGCCAGUGUUGAGUAUGAAACCAAGGUGCAAUCGGCAAAUUCGGAGUUCUACAAAGAACAAAAAGCUGCGGAUGCAAUUCUUUACCAAAGAGAGAAAGAGGCUGAGGCACAAAAAGCAACUGCAGAGGCACAACUCUUUGCUCGUCAACAAGCUGCCGAUGGAGACUUUUAUGCGAAGAAGAAGGCGACAGAGGCGGAGCUCUAUGCUCGUCAACAAGCUGCUGAUGCAGAAUGUUAUGCAAAGCAAAAAGAGGCUGAGGGACUCAUGGCCCUCGGACAAGCCCAAGGCGCAUAUCUACGCUCCCUUUGGGACGCGCUUGGAGGCAACUAUGCAGCCAUGAGGGACUAUAUGAUGAUCAACAGUGGCAUGUUUCAAGAAAUUGCUAAGAUCAAUGCUGAAGCCGUGCGUGGUCUUCAGCCAAAGAUUAGCAUUUGGACUAAUAACGGUGGGGAAGGCGGUGACGGUGGUGCCAACGGCGCUAUGAAGGAGAUUGCUGGUGUUUACAAGGCAUUGCCACCAUUGUUCAAUACAGUUCAUGAACAAACUGGCAUGAAGCCACCAGCUUGGAUGGGCACUUUGUCCAAUUGUCCUUCCACCAACUCGACUCUCGAUAGCAACUGAACUCUGAAUUGUGUUCCACCAAAAGUACUACCAUCUAGCCAAGAUGCUACGUGUGAUCGGUUGAGAUGAUAUAAAUAGUUUCGUGUUUAUUUGCUGUUCUUUUAUUAGUUAUUUGCUAUUUUUUUUGUUGACAGUAAUACUAUUUGCACAACUAGUUGGUCCCCGCUACAUGUGUGGAACCUUUUUGGUAUUUGCUUAA